This is a messenger RNA of Chilo suppressalis (striped riceborer), 3447 nucleotides long. Lineage: Eukaryota; Metazoa; Arthropoda; Insecta; Lepidoptera; Crambidae. The record is from the annotation of a GenBank genome assembly.
GUGAAUCGUUUCAUCCAACAUGUCAGACGCGAUGGACGUUGAGAAUUUAUUUGUGAUUGUAGUACAUUUAAGCUAAAAACAGUAUUCUACUUUUUAAAAUAUGUUACUAAAGUUUAAGUUAGAGUUUCGUUGAUUAAUUGUUUCUAUUUUAAAAGAUGUUUACAAUUUGAGUUGACCCUUGAAUGAAUGAAAAUUAUUAGGAUGUGAUUAGGUCCAACAAUUAAAUUGGUAGAUGUAGGUGCAGAUUCAGUUAUAAGUGGUAAAAGUGGCAAAUAUUAUUGCAUUUAGAAGUGAGCUAUGGUCUGAUUAUAUUUUAAUGUAAAUAAAAAAUAUUGUUUGUACGCGCAUGCGUUUUUAUCGAAAACAGACAAAGGUUUUGUGUGGUUUGAAAUCAGCUGUAUUGUGUGCAAUGACUUAGUGAUACGAAAAGUGUGUGUGUUUUGAAGCGACAAUGUUUAGUGAAAUUGGAUACACAGUUUUCUUACUUCUUGCUUUGCCUUAUAUCGAAAGUGCUUCACGUAGCCGUCUCAACGAGUACAUCGACCACUAUGAGCCGCUCGACUACGACACGGGCGCAGUGCACAAACAGCAUAUGCGAAGGCGACGCUCCACAGACACACUGUCAGACUUGCAACUCGACUUCAGAGCUCACGGGAGGAAGUUCAAUUUGCGGUUGCGAAGAGAUCUCUCCGCCUUCAGUGAUGACUUUAAGGUCGAAGGUUCGCAGGGACAGGUGCACGAAGUGGACACAUCGCACUUAUAUCAUGGCGAGUUGGCAGAUGAGCCACACUCGACGGUGUUUGGUUCGGUGACGGACGGCGUGUUUGAGGGCAAGAUCAUCGCGCACGACGGCUCCUACUACGUGGAGCACGCGCGCCGUUACUUCCCGCCCAACGGGACGCGUACGCGCAUCCAUUCGGUCAUCUACCGCGAGGGCGACGUCAGCGACCCCUACGCGCACCAUAGACAUGGUCACGUGGGCGGCUGCGGCAUCACCGACGAGGUGGUGCAAUGGAUGGAGCGCAUCCAGAACUCGGGCGUGGAUGACGAACCACCCACCACGGCGGCGGGCCCUCCACCCACAGCCGCGCAUCCCGCCCCUCCGCCGCACCCGAACAGUUUGAGGGACGAUCCGCCUAGGCACUGGGAGUUUCCCAACAAAUAUACAAGGGCGGCCAAUACGGGCGAGCACUCGCGGACGAGGCGGGCGACCAUCGACCACCGCAACACCUGCUCCCUCUACAUACAGACGGAUCCGCUCAUAUGGCGGCACGUCAGAGAGGGUUUCCCCGAUCAUCGAGAUCCAACGAAGCAGACUGAAGUCGAUAUGAAGACGCGCGAAGAAAUCCUAUCCUUAAUUUCCCAUCACGUCACAGCCGUCAACUAUAUAUACCGAGGAACAAAAUUCGACGGUCACUUGGAGCACAGAAACAUAAAGUUCGAAGUUCAAAGGAUUAAGAUCGACGACGACUCCAGUUGCAACAUGCAUCACUUCGCCACAGAAACUAACCAGUUUUGCUUGGAGAACAUAGACGUGUCCAACUUCCUGAACCUUCACUCGCUGGGCAACCACGAGGACUUCUGCCUCGCCUACGUGUUCACAUACAGAGACUUCACAGGAGGCACGCUCGGUCUAGCGUGGGUGGCAAGUGCGAGUGGUGCCUCGGGGGGCAUAUGCGAAAAGUACAAGACGUACACAGAGACGAUAGGGGGCAUGUAUCAGAGCACCAAGCGAUCUCUCAACACCGGCAUAAUCACAUUCGUCAACUACAACAGCCGAGUUCCGCCAAAGGUCAGCCAGCUGACUCUCGCGCACGAAAUCGGUCACAAUUUCGGAUCACCGCACGACUACCCAUCCGAAUGCCGGCCUGGCGGCGCAGCGGGCAACUACAUAAUGUUCGCGUCGGCCACUUCCGGCGAUCGGCCGAACAACAGUCGAUUCUCGUCGUGCUCCGUCGGCAACAUCAGCGCCGUGCUCGACGCUGUGCGCGACGGUCGCAAACGGAAUUGCCUCACCGCCAGCGCAGGCGCAUUCUGUGGGAACAAGAUAGUGGAGGUUGGCGAGGAAUGUGAUUGUGGAUAUGACGACAAUGAAUGCAACGAUCAAUGUUGUUACCCGCGACAAAUCUCAUCAUACGACAAGGAAAAGAACAUUACUGCCAAAGGCUGCACAAGGAAAGCCAAUACUCAAUGCAGUCCAUCACAAGGGCCAUGCUGCCAUUCGUCAUGUCAGUUCGUGCACUCGCGCGCGAACCAGACUUGCCGCGAAGCGUCUGAAUGCAGCCACGCUUCGUUCUGUUCGGGCGCUUCUGCGGAAUGUCCAGAACCCAGGGCUAUGCCGAAUCACACCAAAUGCAAUAAUGGCACGCAGCUGUGCAUCGGUGGCGAGUGCAGCGGCUCGAUAUGCCUCGCGUGGAAUAUGAAAGAGUGCUUCCUUUCAUCGGCGCCGACGCGUGUAGGCGACGUUGUGGUUGCGGUGGCGGACCGGCGGGCUCUCUGCCAGCUGGCGUGCCAGACGGGGCCAGGACCUGACUCGUGCCAGAGCACGGCGGAGUUCGCGGACAAAGUGGGCCUCCCGAAAGGGGGCAUCGCGCUGCGACCUGGCUCGCCAUGCGACAACUUCCAGGGUUACUGCGACGUGUUCCUGAAAUGUCGAGCGGUAGAUGCGGAAGGUCCCUUGGCUCGGCUCAAGAAUCUCCUCCUAAACCGUGCCACACUGCAAUCAGUGCAGGCGUGGGUGACGGAACAAUGGUGGUUGGUGCUAGUAGGCGGAGUGCUGCUAAUCGUGUGCUGCGGCGCCUUCGUCAAGUGUUGCGCCGUGCAUACGCCUUCCUCCAAUCCCAAGAGGCCGCCAGCCAGGCGGUUGUCAGAAACGCUACGUCGUCCGAUGAACACAUUACGCCGCAUGCGUCAUCCUGCCGCUCACGGAAGAGAAGCUCGAGCUCCUCCCCGCCCCGGGCAUCGGCGCGCGCGACCGCAUAAAGGAUACGCCGCGCCGCUCGCUUAUACGCCCCGAGAUAACGCGUCAGCGCCACCCGGUCCGAGCGGCCGGCGCGAGCCAUACGCGAACGCAUACCCGCAAUCGUACGAGAUGCGGCCCGCCCAAAAGGUCUGACAGUACGAGUACUGUGCGGGCGAGUUGGAGUUAGUCGCUUUGGCGCCCGGCGUGCCCCUUUUAUUAGGGUAUGUAUUGAGGCCGGACGCGACCGCGCCACUAGCCGCUCCCGCUAACGCGCCCGCGACCGCUUGUGCCGCCGCGCCCUCCCGUCGCCCCGACAGAACGCAAACGGUCGCGUCGCAGACCACGAUCACUCUACACUCCCCCGAUUCGCUCACAGUCACGCACCCGCAUCGGAUGCAAGCGGACAUAUAAAAAACAUACUUAUUCAUCAUUGUUAACGCCAAUCCGUCAUGCCUAUAUCCCACUAUGGACAUGCGCCCCUCUUC